AUAGAAGUUGCUUGUAUCUGAAACAACGGAUUGUGAAAAAAGCUUAACGUUACCUCUUGAAGCAACCAAUCCCAUUGCUACAAUUACCACUCUCUAAGCAAGAGAAAUCCACAACCUCACAUACAGAGUGAGACAAAGCAAAAAGAGAGAGAGAAAUAAGACAGAGAGACACAGAGAGAUCACUGCUUUGCGGUUCAAUGGAGAAACAGGUGGUGGAAAACCUAUGGAAGGGUGAGAGAGAAGCUCAGAUUCAAGCAGCAGUGGAGCUUACUAGAUUAAGCAGCAAGCAGAGGCACAAGUUGGCAGAAAAUGGAAUAAUGGUGCCUCUGAUUUCUAUGCUCCAUUCUCAAGAUCACGAAGCCAUUGAAGCUUCUCUCUGUGCUCUGCUCUGUCUUGCCUUUGGCAGUGAACGAAACAAGAUUCGGAUCGUCAGGUCUGGAGCUUUACCAGUGUUAUUGAAUCUCCUCCAAUGCCAAAGCCAACCACUCGUAGAACUAACACUAGCUGCGAUGCUAACUCUUUCUUCUUGCAAAGCAAAUAAGCUCGCACUAUCUUCAUCUGGGGCCAUCCAAUUACUAUUACAAAUUCUCAAUGGCCAUUAUGAAAGUUGCACAAACACUCAAUCCCAGCUUGACGCUAUAGCCACACUUCAUAACCUCUCAACCUGUGAAGAGAUAACACCUCUGCUAGUCUCUUCUGGUAUAACAAUGUCCUUACUUGAACUAAUGCACAACUCAGGAAAAUCAAGUGAGACGGCUGAGAAAGCAAUUGGGUUGCUGGAAAACGUUGUGCAUUCAUCAGAGAGAGCAUUAAGCGAGGCUGCUAGCAUAGGAGGGGCUCUAAGGAUAGUGGUUGAGACUAUUGAAGACGGGUCCAUGAUAGGGAAAGAGCAUGCGGUAGGGAUACUGCUUCUGAUAUGCAAGAGUUGCAGAGAGAAAUACAGAGGAAUGAUAUUGAGAGAAGGAGUGAUGCCUGGUCUGCUUCAGUUAAGUGUGGAUGGAACACAGAGAGCAAAAGGGAUGGCUCGAGAAUUGUUGUUGCUUCUGAGGGAUUGCUCCAAUUAUGGUUCAACAAGUGGUAAGAAGAUGAAUCAUGUGAUUGUACAACAGAUAAUGCAGGAGAUUGAUGAGGAAGGUGAGGAAUUGGCUGGGAGUACUUUGAGAUUGGUGGAGGAGAUGAUUGCCAAGCUCAAUACAUGACACUGACGUGUGUGAAGCUUCUAGUCCGAUGACGUUGUCUUGUGCUGCUUUGGGCUGUUAAUGAUGUAGGAGACUUCAAGUUAGGAUCUGAUAACCAGCUUAGUAUUGUUAGGCUAUUGUCAUUUUUGACACUUCCUCUGUACAUAAGAUGGGUUAGGUCAUCUUCCAGUUCUGGUAUGAUUCAAAUUAGAUAUUGGUGAUGUGAAUUGAUUUGGUAUGCUCAGCUUUUAAAACUAUGGAUGCUGAUUUCCAAACCCUCGACCUGGAGGGUUUGAUGUCAAGUUAUAAUAUUCUGAGACGUCUACGAAGUCCAGAUUUGAUAUCC
This is a messenger RNA of Neltuma alba, 1524 nucleotides long. Its product is annotated as U-box domain-containing protein 3. Bases 198 to 1199 code for a protein of 333 amino acids. NCBI's taxonomy places the organism in Eukaryota, Viridiplantae, Streptophyta, Magnoliopsida, Fabales, Fabaceae. Gene Ontology annotation, molecular function: protein binding. The record is from RefSeq and is a predicted model, not a curated record. The transcript has 2 exons.